Rasamsonia emersonii CBS 393.64 is the source of this 2139-nucleotide messenger RNA. RefSeq lists its product as uncharacterized. Gene Ontology annotation, molecular function: protein binding. The record is from RefSeq and is a predicted model, not a curated record. Bases 1 to 2139 code for a protein of 712 amino acids. Lineage: Eukaryota; Fungi; Ascomycota; Eurotiomycetes; Eurotiales; Trichocomaceae. The transcript is spliced from 9 exons.
AUGUGGCCUUCGUUCCUCGAGGGCGCAGCUGCCUUGGCGCUCGCCGGCAGUGCUCUGGCCUUGGACACUGUGAGCAUGUGCAGCUGGUCUCAGUUCCGAGCGAACAUUAUCCAGGACACAAUCUAUCUGGAUGGAGGUUGGCAAUGGUGGCAAGUGGGACAGACGCUUAAAGAUGAUGGCAAUGUGGAAGGGUGGCUCUAUCACCUCAACCUGGGGCAAUCCUUUGACCAGACGACGAACCAAACCGCAUUGUUCCAAAGAACGUCCAAGACCGGCGGUCUCGCCAGCAACAACAUUGCGCCGAAUUACAUUGACGGCGUCAUGUUCGCAAAUGACUACGAGCUCAUUCUCUACGGGGGCCUUACGCGCUUGACCGAUAGCCAGGACCCUCCCGCGGCAAAUAUUGUCACUGCCUAUGAAGCAUACCAAUAUGGUCCCGAAAGAACAUCCUGGGAACCUGGUUUUAUCCAAAAAACCCUGCCCCAGAAUGUGACCCGUUACAUCACGAAUGGCGCUGGCGUCUCGGCGCCAAGCGAAAAUCUGGGAUUCUACUUCAGUGGGAUGCGGGGAGCAGAUUGGGGACUGAUUCAGGAAGGUGAUCAGUCCGCAAAUACCACGGCAAACACUCUCAUCACAGUGGAUAUGUCUGUGAUGAGGAACGAGACGUGGACCAAUGACACCCUGCCGGAUAACAUUCCUGGCAGAGCCAAUGCAGAGCUGGUCUGGCUACCCGUGUCAGAGUCAGGAGCUCUGGUCGCCAUCGGAGGAGUGAUCAACCCCGAGUCGCUGACGGUGACUCAAGGUUUGACAGAAUCUCAGGCCGCUGCCAGUAAGCGAAUCAGUCCGACUUUCAUGGAAACCGUGUCUAUCUAUGACGUGGCGAAUAAGCGAUGGUACCAACAAAACACCACGGGCGAUAUCCCCCCUCAAUUGACGCUUUUCUGCUCGGUGGUUGCCGAAGCUGAGGAUAGGAGUUCCUUUAACAUCUAUAUUUACGGGGGAUAUGAUGGAAUCAACGCCACGGAAAUCCCUUCUGACGACGUCUAUGUCCUGUCCAUCCCGUCAUUCACCUGGAUCAAAGUAUAUUCGGGGCAGCCUACGCAUGGUCGAACCGGGCACAAGUGUGUGAAGGUGUACCCGGAUCAAAUGUUCGUCCUCGGGGGCCAAUUUGCAGGAAACCCAGCCAUAUGCCUGGACGGUGGCAUUAUCCAAGUCUUCAAUCUGAAUACGCUCCGAUUUCAAGAUUCUUACAAUCCUCUAAACUGGAGCGCAUACGAAGUUCCGUCUCUGAUUACCUCUCAGAUUGGUGGAAAUGGCAAAGGUGGUGCUACCAAGACCUCUCCAUCUGCCUGGAACGACGACGGUCUUUCUUCUUUGUUUUCGACCAAGUACACCAAACCUAUUGCGACUUAUUAUCCAUACAAACCUCUGAAUUCAUCGACUCCGACUCCGACUGCAACGCCCACCAUAGUGCCUCAAAAAAAUGGUGGCGGAUUCCCCGGUUGGGCUGGUGCCAUCAUUGGAGUCCUGCUUGGCAUGCUCAUCCUCGUGUCGUUAAUCGCCGGCUUCCUGUUGUACCGACGACGACGCAAGGAUGGCUCGGGAUACGGAUCCAACUCGUCGGGCCGCCGGGCAUCGAUCCUGAACUGGCUGUACGCAACUCGUGCCAAGUCCUCCACAAAGACGGCCUCGGAACUUGGGGGCACUGAGAAAGACUUCCCUGGGACGGCAUCCUUGUCUUCGCGAGCUUUGUCACCUAUUUCUCGCGUUUCGGUCCCACGAGAAGCAGCUAGUACACCGGUUCAUGAGCUUGAGACGGCUCCCCAACUGCGAUACGAGCUCCCGACGGAGUACAAUACGCCUGCCAAUGAUGAUCGCCAUCGUCAUCGGCACACGCCCUCUGUUGAUAGUGUGCUCCAUGGGUCCUCCGAACAAACUCCCUCCGAGUCAGGAUACUCAGAAGCGAGUUCCCAACAGACACGAGCUGCCCAUCGCCAUCAAAACAGUGACAUAAGCAGUCCACUGUCUGAUAUUUCCGAACUCCCAGCGGAGGAAGCAAGGCACUCUCGUCAUAUCUCGGAUAUAUCUGGCGAUGGUACAAAUCCAGUGAAUGUCAUUCCAGAAGAGCAUCGAAACUGA